This is a messenger RNA of Cryptomeria japonica (Japanese cedar), 928 nucleotides long. RefSeq lists its product as uncharacterized. The record is from RefSeq and is a predicted model, not a curated record. NCBI's taxonomy places the organism in Eukaryota, Viridiplantae, Streptophyta, Pinopsida, Cupressales, Cupressaceae. The coding region runs from base 368 to 835 and encodes 155 amino acids. The transcript has 3 exons.
GUGUUCAAAUUAAAAUUUUAUUUUUAAAUGAAAAUUACACCUGUAUCAGACGUCUUGUUUUCCAAGGGGGAUGACAAUUAACCUUGUUUUAGAAUGGAUGAAGUCAAGAAGUAAUGACAAUUAUGGCUAGUUCGUUUUUGAAGAAAUCUGAUAGCUGAUGACGCAGAGCCAAAUUGCCAAUUCCGUAAGCCACGUUUCUUGCUCUAUAUUUGCACAGCUGUUUCUUGCCUGUUUGCAUCCAUAGAUGCAGCAAUUCCACCGCGGGAGGAAAGAUUGUAAUGAAAUUGCCUUAAGCAGAGCAUAGGGAGUUCGUUUUCCUGAAUUAAUUUGUAUUCUUGAAUAAUUGGGGAGAACUCCUAAAACGCUGAUGGCUAAAGACGGUGGGCAGAAAAGUUGUUUGGAAGAAACGUUUACCAUCACCAGCAAAAGUUGUGGCCAGAAUUUGUGGGUGGAUCCCUCAAAGAAUGAUGAUAUCGUUGUUUUGAGUGAUAUAAAUAACGCUCAUACAAGUCAGCAAUGGAAGAAAGUUCCAAAGGGAAAUUUAUGGAGUUUCCAAAAUGUUGCGACUGGAGGUUUCCUGUGUCCGGACAAUCGCCCUAGUAACCCUGACGGGGUGAGAACAAGUCUGGAGAUUCAAGAAAAUCAGAUGCAGUGGAAGGUCGAGAACUGGGACAAUGCCCUUUUUAGCUGGACAAUUCUUGACAACGCCAACAGAAACCUUGUCAAAGGUUUAAAAAUGGUGGAGAAACAUCAACCUGUUAAACUUCUUCCUUGCAAAAGUUCCCAAACCUGCUGUCAGAGCUUUGCAUGGGAGAUCAAAGGCAGUCCGAUAUAGCUAUGUAUUUGUUUGAUAGAUUGUUAUAUUAAUUUUUUAAUAAAUUCAGUUGUAUUUUGUGUCAAUUGAAAAAAAAGGCUCUGUUUAAUUUUA